UUUGUACAGCGAGGCAGGCAGGCAGGCAAGGCGUCUGUACAUGUCUGUCUGUGUAUUUUCACGUCAGUUUAACAGGAAGCGUGCCAUUGUGCGUAUGAGAGCGAACAUUUCAGUGUUGGAGGGGCGCGAGCUAGUUGAGCAGUAGUAACAACACCCAAACCGAUUUCUUCACUUUCCUGAGCGUUCACUGUCCUUUCUACACUGUUUCCUCUGUGCAAUGGAUGGCAGGGAUCUGUUCUGCCUCUCUCUUCUGCUGUCCUGUGCGGCCGUACUACCAUGAGCACUUCUACUCCAUCCACAGCUAAUGGCAACGAUAGCAGACAGUUUAAAGGAGACCGUUCUCCCUGUGGUCCUUCCCGAGUCCUCCACGUCCGCAAGGUUCCCAUCGAGGUGUCUGAGGCUGAGCUCAUCUCUCUAGGAGUCCCCUUCGGUAGAGUCACCAACCUGUUGAUGCUGAAAGGGAAAAACCAGGCUUUUAUAGAAAUGGCUUCUGAAGAGGCAGCGAUCACCAUGGUGAACUACUACACCACAGCAACACCUCACGUACGCAACCAGCCAGUCUACAUCCAGUACUCCAACCACCGCGAGCUCAAGACAGACAACCUGCCCAACCAGGGGAGAGCUCAGGCAGCGUUGCAGGCGGUCAACGCAGUGCAUUCUGGGAACAUGGCGUUGGGCGGUUCAGCAUCGGGCAGUGAUGGAGCCUUGAUGCCAGGACAGAGCCCCGUGCUGCGCAUCAUUGUAGAAAACCUCUUCUACCCUGUAUCACUGGAGGUCCUACACCAGAUCUUCUCUAAGUUCGGGACGGUCCUGAAGAUCAUCACUUUCACCAAGAACAACCAGUUCCAGGCCCUGCUACAAUAUGCUGACGCGAUGAAUGCCCACCAUGCCAAAGUGACUUUGGAUGGCCAGAACAUCUAUAACGCGUGCUGCACUCUGCGUGUGGAGUUCUCCAAGCUGACCAGCCUGAAUGUGAAGUACAACAACGACAAGAGCCGAGACUUCACCCGCCUGGACCUUCCCUCCGGAGACGGACAGCCCACCAUGGACCCUGCUAUGAGCGCCGCCUUCGGUGCUCCAGGUAUCAUCUCUUCGCCUUAUGCUGGGGCAGCAGGUUUUUGCCCCACUAUCGGAUUCUCCCAAGCAGGUCUGUCCAUGCACACGAUGGCAGGAAUGGGACCCCUGGUCUCGGGACGGAUGACCCUGCACGGCAUGGCUCCCACCGCCGUUCACUCUGUUCUCCUUGUCUCCAACCUCAACCCCGAUAGCAUAUCACCACACGAACUGUUCAUCCUAUUUGGGGUGUAUGGUGAUGUGCAUCGGGUCAAGAUUCUGUUCAACAAGAAAGAGAAUGCCUUAAUCCAGAUGGCCGACGCUACUCAGGCACAGCUUGCAAUGUCCCACCUGAACGGCCAGCGGCUGCACGGCAAGGUGAUCAGAGUGACCAUCUCUAAGCACCAGACGGUCCAGCUGCCCAGGGAGGGACAGGAAGACCAGGGCCUCACUAAAGACUUCAGCGGCUCCCCGCUACACCGCUUCAAGAAGCCUGGAUCCAAGAACUUUCAGAACAUCUUCCCUCCCUCUGCCACUCUCCAUCUAUCCAACAUCCCCCCGUCUGUAACAGAGGACGUCCUUAAGGACCUUUUCUCUGGACCUGGAUACACAGUCAAGGCCUUCAAGUUCUUCCAGAAAGACCGGAAGAUGGCUCUGAUCCAGUUGGGUUCAGUGGAGGAGGCCAUCCAGGCCCUGAUCGACCUCCACAACCACGACCUGGGAGAGAACCAUCACCUCCGCGUGUCCUUCUCCAAGAGCACCAUCUGACCCGCCUGAACCCCCACUUCCCCACCCCUAAGGCCCCACUCCUGGGCUGGGCUAGCGGGAGUGAGGGACAGAAUGACCCACUUUGACUUAAAAACAACAGACAAUUGACUAGUUUAGAUGAUAUUGUUGAGUAAUAGACUACUGUAAUGCAAGGCCUUCAGAUAGAGACAGAGCUGGUCUGGAAGGAGUGAUGGUUGAUUUAUUCAGGGCAGAGAAGAGAACAGAGAGUCGGGAUGAGUUGGCAUGGUGCAUCAUUAAAUCCUUAAAUAGGACCCUAACCUACGGGAUGGGAGAGAGGUAUUCAACGCUCUUGGGAGGUUUCUGCCAAGUAUACCAUAGACACACCUAUACCACAGACACACAAGUAUACCACAGACACACCAAUCAUUGAAUACUUGACACUUAGCCCUGCUAUACAAUCAAGUUGCACAAUAUGCAUGAGUUAUGAAAGCUCACCUGCAACUCACCACCUACAGACCCACCACCUACAGACCCACCACCUACAGACCCACCACCUACAGACCCACCACCCACAGACCCACCACCUAUAGACCCACCUACAGACCCACCACCUACAGACCCACCACCCACAGACCCACCACCUAUAGACCCACCUACAGACUCACCACCUACAGAUCCACCACCUACAGAUCCACCACCUACAGAUCCACCACCUACAGAUCCACCACCUACAGACCCACCUAUGACCCACCCCCUACCUACCCACAGAUACAAGCUAGUCAGUCUUAUCAGCCGGUCAGUCUAAUCAACCACAGAGCACCACAGAGCCUUGAUAUGACCUGGUCAGUUUGGCUGAAUGACAGUAAAGGCCAGACACUUAGACAUGAUUGACACGGUGAACCUGACUUCUUACUGGAUGAGAACCUGGCACUUCCAGCUGUAUUGCCUUGUUACAAUACAACUGAAGUACCAACCCCCUCUACUCCUUAUUGUUACAAUACAACUGAAGUACCAACCCCCUCUACUCCUUAUUGUUACAAUACAACUGAAGUACCAACCCCCUCUACUCCUUAUUGUUACUAUACAACUGAAGUACCAACCCCCUCUACUCCUUAUUGUUACAAUACAACUGAAGUACCAACCCCCUCUACUCCUUAUUGUUACAAUACAACUGAAGCACCAACCCCCUCUACUCCUUAUUGUUACAAUACAACUGAAGCACCAACCCCCUCUACUCCUUAUUGUUACAAUACAACUGAAGUACCAACCCCUCUACUCCUAAUUGUUACAUUAUAACUGAAGCACCAACCCCUCUACUCCUUAUUUUUACAUUAUAACUGAAGCACCAACCCCUCUACUCCUUAUUGUUACAUUAUAACUGAAGCACCAACCCCUCUACUCCUUAUUGUUACAUUAUAACUGAAGCACCAACCCCCUCUACUCCUUAUUGUUACAUUAUAACUGAAGCACCAACCCCUCUACUCCUUAUUUUUACAUUAUAACUGAAGCACCAACCCCUCUACUCCUUAUUGUUACAUUAUAACUGAAGCACCAACCCCUUCUACUCCUUAUUGUUACAAUACAACUGAAGUACCAACCCCUCUACUCCUAAUUGUUACAUUAUAACUGAAGCACCAACCCCUCUACUCCUUAUUUUUACAUUAUAACUGAAGCACCAACCCCCUCUACUCCUUAUUGUUACAUUAUAACUGAAGCACCAACCCCUCUACUCCUUAUUUUUACAUUAUAACUGAAGCACCAACCCCUCUACUCCUAAUUGUUACAUUAUAACUGAAGCACCAACCCCUCUACUCCUUAUUGUUACAUUAUAACUGAAGCACCAACCCCUCUACUCCUUAUUUUUACAUUAUAACUGAAGCACCAACCCCUCUACUCCUUAUUGUUACAUUAUAACUGAAGCACCAACCCCUCUACUCCUUAUUUUUACAUUAUAACUGAAGCACCAACCCCUCUACUCCUUAUUGUUACAUUAUAACUGAAGCACCAACCCCCUCUACUCCUUAUUGUUACAUUAUAACUGAAGCACCAACCCCCUCUACUCCUUAUUGUUACAUUUUAACUGAAGCACCAAUCCCCUCUACUCCUUAUUGUUACAUUAUAACUGAAGCACCAACCCCCUCUACUCCUUAACUAACAGCACACCAACGUCAUGUAGUGGUGAACUGUGAACAUCAUUGUCGUUUAAGCCACGUGUACCAGUAGUCUGGCAACUCUUCAGUUACUGGAUGUCUUCUGAGAGGAUGACUUACCGGAUGAGAAUAAACGGAUGAAUCCGAGACACAUGUUGAACGGUUAUCAUCACGGACACGGAGGAAGGAUCGAAGGGCUGAUGAAGCCGAUAGCAACGCUCCUCCUGACCAAUGGGCUGCCUCCAUUUCAAGUAACAUUAGGACAUUGAUUGAGGGGACCAAUGAUCAGGCCUCCUCCUCUGUGACGUCACGGUGUGACAUCAUCAUGGCGCGAUGCUGAGUAUCAGAGAAGCUCAGCUAAACAUUUCUACCACACUACUCCACCAUAACAACAACAGCUGUUUUGUUUAACAGUGAUGGUUAUCAUUGAAAUGUCAAAAAAGAGAGAAAACAGUUAAAAGCAAAAAUGGGAAUCUAAUUUACUGUGCAGAGUCCUUGGACCAGACCAGACCAGGGAGUACAGUGGACUACAGUAAUGACCUGUGAAUAAUUUAAUUAGACCCUGAGGUCUGGUCUAUCCACCUAUCAGAACAGCCUCCAGAGCCAUAGUCCUGGGUCGUAUUCAAUAGAAACUAACGGAAAAAACAUACCCGAAACAGGGAUGAAUUAUCCUGAACUGGUCCAAUAAGAAACUCUUGUUUUCAGGGCCUCCCGAGUGGCACAGCUGUCUAAGGCACUGCAUCGCAGGGCUUGAGGCAUCACUACAGACCUGGGUUCGAUCCCAGGCUGUGUCACAGCCAGCCGUGACCAGGAAACCCAUGAGGUGGCACACAAUUCGCUCAGCGUUGUUUGGAUUAGGGGAAGGUUUGGCCGGCCGACAUGUCCUUGUCCUUUCGCGAUAUAACGACUCCUUGUGGCAGGCCAGGCGCCUGCAAGCUGACUUCAGUCACCAGUGGAUGGUGUUUCCCCCGACACAUUGGUGCGGAUGGCUUUUGGGUUAAGCAAGCUUGGCAGGGUCGUGUUUCAGGAGGACGCAUGGCCCUUGACCUUUGCCUCUCCCGAGUCCGUAGGGAAGUUUCAGCGAUGGGACUGUAACUACGGAACUCUUGUUUUCCGUUGCAAACAGCUUUUCUACUUUGUACACUACUGAAUAUGACCCAAGCCAACUGGCCCACACCGGACUGCACAGCUCCGUUUGGCUGGAGGACAAGCUCUGCUGAGAGGGGAAUGGACAUGUGACUGUCCCAAAUAGCACCCUAUUCCCUAUCCAGUACACAAAGUAGUGCACUAAAUAUGGAAUAUGUUGCCAUUUGGGAUUCAUCCCAUGUCUGUCUGUCUGGCUCCCAUAACGAUGGUCUGUCUGGCUCCCAUAACGAUGGUCUGUCUGUCUGGCUCCCAAAACGAUGGUCUGUCUGGCUCCCAUAAUGAUGGUCUGUCUGGCUCCCAUAACGAUGGUCUGUCUGUCUGUCUGUCUGACUCUCAUAACGGUGGUCUUUCUGGCUGUGAAGCUCCCAUAAUGAUCAUCUGUCUGUCUGGCUCCCAUAACGAUGGUCUGUCUGGCUUCCAUAAGGAUGGUCUGUCGGUCUGUCUGGCUCUUAUAACGAUGGUCUGUCUAGCUCCCGUAACAAUGAUCUGUCUGGCUCCCGUAACAAUGCUCUGUCUGGCUCCCGUAACAAUGGUCUGUGUAGCUCCCGUAACGAUGGUCUGUCUGUCUAGCUCCCGCAACGAUGGUCUGUCUGGCUCCCGUAACGAUGGUCUGUCUGGCUUCCGUAAUGAUGGUCUGUCUGUCUUGCUCCCAUAAUGAUGGUCUGUCUGUCUGGCUCCCAUAACGAUGGUCUGUCUGUCUGGCUCCCAUAACAAUGGUCUGUCUGUCUGGCUCCCAUAACAAUGGUCUGUCUGGCUUCCAUAACGAUGGUCUAUCUGUCUGGCUCCCAUAACGAUGGUAUGUCUGUCUGGCUCCCAUAACAAUGGUCUGUCUGGCUUCCAUAACGAUGGUCUAUCUGUCUGGCUCCCAUAACGAUGGUAUGUCUGUCUGUCUGGCUCCCAUAACGAUGGUCUGUCUGGCUCCCAUAACCAUGGUCUGUCUGUCUGGCUCCCAUAACCAUGGUCUGUCUGUCUGGCUCCCAUAACGAUGGUCUGUCUGUCUGGCUCCCAUAACAAUGGUCCUUCUGGCUCCCAUAACCAUGGUCUGUCUGUCUGGCUCCCAUAACCAUGGUCUGUCUGUCUGGCUACCAUAACCAUGGUCUGUCUGGCUCCCAUAACCAUGGUCUGUCUGUCUGGCUACCAUAACCAUGGUCUGUCUGGCUCCCAUAACCAUGGUCUGUCUGGCUCCCAUAACCAUGGUCUGUCUGUCUGGCUCCCAUAACCAUGGUCUGUCUGUUUGUUUGGUCUGUGGAUGAUGGGAAUAACAGUGGAUCUGUUUGUUAGCCCUGAUCUGACAUCUUUAACUCGAUUCAAACGUUUUCUAUUUUCUUCAACAGACGAGCGCUUCAGUGUCCUGGUACUUAUGGCCUUGUUCUACCUUGUUAUUACUCACUCUGUCCCCGAUCCUGUCCCUCUCCUUGUUCUACCUUGUUAUUACUCACUCUGUCCCCGAUCCUGUCCCUCUCCUUGUUCUACCUUGUUAUUACUCACUCUGUCCCCGAUCCUGUCCCUCUCCUUGUUCUACCUUGUUAUUACUCAGUCCCCGAUCCUGUCCCUUUCCUUGUUCUACCUUGUUAUUACUCACUCUGUCCCCGAUCCUGUCCCUCUCCUUGUUCUACCUUGUUAUUACUCACUCUGUCCCCGAUCCUGUCCCUCUCCUUGUUCUACCUUGUUAUUACUCACUCUGUCCCCGAUCCUGUCCCUCUCCUUGUUCUACCUUGUUAUUACUCACUCUGUCCCCGAUCCUGUCCCUCUCCUUGCUCUCUUCUGGGUAUCCACCUCUCCAUCCCACAUAGUUAGCAGAGUGAAUUGGCUUCCCUCUCUUUCGCCUUGCAGUUUUACAGAUCAUCCAUGCUUUUAUAUGGGAUCAAACCAAAAAAGAGGGUGUAAACCAAUGUACACCUGGCAUGAGAUGACACUGAGUUGUGCUUCAGUCGAAGUGCUGUGUCCUUCAGAAACCAAGAGGAUUCCCUUCUAGAACUAGAAGGAGAAAUAGAAUGGAUUCCUUCUAAUUCUAUGGGUUCUCUCCAGGUCCAGGCCAGGUGCUGUCUGUCUGUCUGUCUGUCUGUCUGUCUGUCUGUCUGUCUGGUGCUGCUGUGUUCUAGCCUUAACAUUCCAAGCAGGGUCAUGUGGACCCGCUGAGUAGCAUUCUGGGUAAUUUAGGACUGUGUCAACUAACCUCAGCCCAUGUCAUGUCUCAUAAUAGCCAGGGGAAGAAGAAUACUAAUAAAAAUAUCUGUAAGGCAAGAGAUGGUGUCCCUGUUAAGAUUUACCUUAAGCUAAACAACGGUAAAUGCUUCUACAAUAAAACAUUUUUUUUUUUUAUCAAUUGAAAUAAUUGUUUUGAAGUUUACAAUCUUAACAAAAAGCAGAACUAUUCAAGUCUAUAUCCUAAAUGAUUGUCAAGAUUCUUUAAAGAAAAAGUUACUUCAUUUUUUUGGGUUAUUUGUUCUUUUUUCUAGAAGAGAAGAAAAGUCACGUGAAAACCUCACUAUAAUCAGACAAGAAAUCAGAAUCAUAUUUACUGUGUAUUUACUUCACUUCUUAUUACGUGCCUUAUGAUGUAACGUGUUCAUAAUCAAUAUAGGUUUUAUACGGUGUCUGUCUAUCAAAUCGCACCCUAUCCCCUAUAUGAUGCAUUCAUUUAAAGUAGUGCACUAGAUAGGGAAUAGGGUGUAAUAUGAGACGGACACUAUCCUAUGACAGAUUUGAUUCAUGUAGAGAACUGUGUUUUAUAUGUUGGCUGUAUUAUAUGAUCUUUUUGAAAUGGAAGUUAAUGUUUGGUGCUUUGAGUGCACUUCUUAGAGAAAUGAACAGGAAUCUCUGAAAUGCCACAGUGCGUGUGUGUACCGUGGGCCUCUCUAUCCCUGUAACACAGAAUAAUUAUUUCAAAGUUUGAAGACUUAUUCAAAGUCUUACACUUAUUUGGGACUUGGAUGUAGGCAUGUAUAACGUGCUAUUACUCGUUUUAGGUUUUCAUUCUAGUUUUAUUAGCUCGCUUGGGCAAGCAGUUCUGCAGCAGCAUCCUCAGAAUGCCUUGUUAUUACAAUUUAUUGAAGAAAAUACUGAUUGUUUAACAAAUCUGGUGAGGUCCAAAAAAAAGGGGCUUAGGUUUCAACAGUUAGAAGUGAAGCCAGUUUCUACAGUUAGAAGUGAAGCCAGUUUCAACAGUUAGAAGUGAAACCAGUUUCUACAGUUAGAAGUGAAACCAGUUUCUACAGUUAGAAGUGAAGCCAGUUUCUACAGUUAGAAGUGAAGCCAGUUUCUACAGUUAGAAGUGAAGCCAGUUUCUACAGUUAGAAGUGAAGCCAGUUUCUACAGUUAGAAGUGAAGCCAGUUUCUACAGUUAGAAGUGAAGCCAGUUUCUACAGUUAGAAGUGAAGCCAGUUUCUACAGU
Messenger RNA from Oncorhynchus tshawytscha (Chinook salmon), 8472 nucleotides. RefSeq names its product polypyrimidine tract-binding protein 3. Gene Ontology annotation, cellular component: nucleus. Gene Ontology annotation, molecular function: mRNA binding. Gene Ontology annotation, biological process: mRNA processing; regulation of RNA splicing. The transcript is spliced from 14 exons. Bases 277 to 1821 code for a protein of 514 amino acids. The record is from RefSeq and is a predicted model, not a curated record. Lineage: Eukaryota; Metazoa; Chordata; Actinopteri; Salmoniformes; Salmonidae.